GUACAGUUCUUGAUUUGUUUUUAUUUGGCAUUGGAGUAAGUUUUAGGUGAUGAAAAAUGUAAACAUUAAGUCAUGUGGAAACACUUUGGAAAUAUGUUGUGUAAUGAGGUUUUUAAAUCAAAAUUAUAUUGUGCAAUUUAUUGUAAGUCGUGUAUAUUCAAAUUCUCUCUCUGUCUCUCUCUCAGAGAUAUCAAGAGUAAGAACGUGUUGCUGAAGCGUGAUUUAACGGCUUGUAUUGCUGACUUCGGCCUGGCACUGAAGUUCGAAGCAGGGAAAUCCACAGGCGACACACACGGACAGGUGGGAACGCGGCGUUACAUGGCUCCGGAGGUGCUGGAGGGAGCCAUCAGUUUCCAGCGUGAUGCGUUUCUGAGGAUCGACAUGUACGCCGUGGGUCUGGUUCUGUGGGAGCUGGCCACUCGCUGCACGGCGGCCGACGGUCCCGUGGAUGAGUUCUGUCUGCCGUUCGAGGAGGAGGCCGGCCUUCAUCCGUCUCUGGAGGACAUGCAGGACGUCGUUGUGCAUAAGAAACUACGGCCAAUAUUCAGAGAGCACUGGCUAAAACAUACGGGUCUGGCGUUGCUCUGCGAGACUAUAGAGGAGUGCUGGGACCACGAGGCCGAGGCGCGUCUGUCGGCGGGAUGCGUGGAGGAACGCAUCAUCUCAAUGCAGCGCAACACCAACCUCAUCGCCCCCGACGACAUCCUCUCCGUCGUCACCAUGGUUACCAACCUGGACUUCCCCCCUAAAGAAUCCAGCCUAUGAUGCCGUUCUCUCAGCCAAUCGGAACGCGGCGCGUGCGACGGAAACCCGGACUACGAAUGACUCGAGCGAAACGAGCGCUGGGAAUAAUUCAACGACACGCACUUACACACGGAGGAACUCAAGAGAUCAGGCGCUCGGACGUCUCUGUUUGCACCAAAACCUCUUUUAUGCAUAAAGGAAAGACUUCUGUGUUUUUAUACGAACAGCAGCUCGUACGAUUUUAGCAUAAAAAGGGCGACACGUCUGUUUCUGUUUGCUGUUCGUUUUCUGCGAAUCAUAACAGUCAUGCCAAUACGAGACACUUCUGAAUGUCUGCCGUUCAGCUGCGAAUCACACGCGGAUUUAUGAGAAAUUAUGCUGAAAUAACCAUAAACCUCCCUAAACAGGUAUACCUCAUUUUGAUUUCUCGUGCUUUUUUCUGAACAGCUGCUACGGAGGCGAGACGAGUAGCUGUAACACACCGUAGUGUUUCUGCCUUUCGCACUUCUGCUUCAUUUCAUCGCAGCCUUCACCGCUCUCUCUGAAGGGGUCGAGGAAUCAAUGCUCGCUUCGCUCAAGCGCAGAAACCAGGGUCCAAUAUUAACGUCUGCCGGGGGCGGAUCAAUUCGGACGUUUGUCCGCUCACGCAGCUGUAUUCUUGCAACACGAUUUGCCAAAAUUACUGACAUCACAUGCAAAACGAGCCUCCAAAUUCAUCACGCUGCACUUGAGGUUUCUGACCAUAUUACGUGAGGAAUAAUCCAGGUAUUUAUUUUGACCCUACACCGCAAAAAAACAACGGGCGCACAUCAGAAACUCUGGUCUGGAUGUCAAACUAUACAAGCUUGAAAAUUUGUAAAAGGUAUUGCAACUUUUUAAUCUCAUGAUACGGAUUUAUUUUUAUAUAUUAGCAUUCAGUCUGACGUUUUCUUGCAAUUCAGAGCUGAACCUUGCAUUUCACAAUUUUUGCUUCUUUCUCACAAUCCUGUUUUUCUUUUCUGCCUUGAAUUCAAUUUAAAAGUAAUUGCAACCGUUUUUCCUUGCAGUUGCACGUUUAUAUAAAUCGCAAUUCUGAAAAAAAAAAAAGCCUGAUGUUGUGACAAACUCAGUAUUACAAAAUGCAAACUAAAACUAUUAAAAGGGAAAAAAAAAAAAAUCAAAAAAACUAUUCCGACUUUCUUCCUCAGACUUAAAUUGAGAUAAAAAUCAGAGUUAUCUUUAUUUUUAUCCUGUGACUGACACGAGCUUUUAAAUCAAACACCAGCAGAAGUAAUAAAAGUAAAGCGUGUGAAAGCUUGUGCCGUUAAAAAUCGAGUCUCAAUCUGAUGCGUCUUCACAAACAGGCUCUUGUUUAAAAACGACCGCAAACGCUCGAUUUUUCACUCAUCUUGCAUUAAAACAGACAUCGAGUCGACCUUGUGGGAAAAAUACAGCCCCUUUAACGAGCGUUUUCACACAGCGGCAUCUUUCAGGGCUUUAAAUCUGCCUCUCCUUCAUCUCUGUCUCUUCAUCUCUUUCUGAAGCACUACAGCAGUAUUCAGGGACGCAGGAUUCUGCUCACUUACAGCAAUUAUGCAACCGACACGCAGCGGCGAUCGCAACUGUAGCAUACCGAGUCUAAACCGCUUCUAUUUAUUUCAUUAAUAAUGUGACAAACUCUCAGUACUGUGAAAACAAACGCCGGUUAUUAUUGCCCUGAAUGUGUUCCCAGACGAAGCAGGUGUCGGGUGAGAGACGUUUCAGAUCAAUCUGUAAUUCCCCCGAACACACACACACACACACACACACACACACAUGUACAGCAAAUGAAUAAUGUAAAUAUGAUUGUUGGUUUUAAAUUAUUAGACUAGCAUGACGUUGCUCUGUUCUUUUUGGUGUCACUAAUCAAAAACAGUUGUUUAUAAAGAAAUUAUACCAGAA
This is a messenger RNA of Puntigrus tetrazona (Sumatra barb), 2664 nucleotides long. Its product is annotated as activin receptor type-2A-like. Gene Ontology annotation, biological process: activin receptor signaling pathway; cellular response to growth factor stimulus; protein phosphorylation. Gene Ontology annotation, molecular function: activin binding; ATP binding; activin receptor activity. Gene Ontology annotation, cellular component: activin receptor complex; plasma membrane. The record is from RefSeq and is a predicted model, not a curated record. The transcript has 4 exons. Bases 73 to 765 code for a protein of 230 amino acids. Lineage: Eukaryota; Metazoa; Chordata; Actinopteri; Cypriniformes; Cyprinidae.